AUGUUAAAGAACGUGCCCGUGAGCCAAUUCACGUCAAACAUCCUCGAAAAGGUGGACGUCAGAGGGCCAAGGAAACCCAUCAUACCCCCCAACCCCCCUCCUCCACUCCCACUGCUGCCACUGCCGCUGCUGCUGGUGGUAGCAGCAGUUGGUGGGGAAGGUAACUGGGAGGGCACCUGGGUGGGGAGGUUGCGAGUAGUGGAAGAUGCAGGGAGGACGACUGGCGAAUCCCCCGUGGCAGCAGGGCGGGCCCUGGUGGGUGUUGAGACGGCUACAGUAGCAGCAUUUGACGGGCCGCUCCUAGUGAAUGCCGAGGCAGGCACAGAAGCAGCAGCAGCAGCCAAUGGGACGCCCCUUGCAGGCGUUGAGGCAGGCAGCGCAGCAGCAGUGGAAGGGUGGCCUCUCACGGGUGUUGAGACAGUCACAGCAGCAGAAGGACGGGCCCCUAGAGCUGAGCCACUGGAAUCAGAGGGGCCUAAUACACCCGUUGCCCUCGCCCCUGCUGCAGUUGCAGCCACUGCUCCAGGCGCUCCCCUUACAGAUGUUGAAACAGGCACCGCCGCAGCAGACGAAGGGCGGGCCCCUAGAGCUGUGCUACUGGCAGGAGAGGGGCCUGAAACACCCGUUGCUGUCGCCCCUGUCAUAGCUGUAGCCACUGCUCCAGGCGCUCCCCUUACGGGCGUUGACGCAGGCACUGCUGUAGCAGGCGAAGGGCGGGCCCCUAAAGUCGUGCUACUGGUAGCAGCGGGGACAGACACUCCCGCUGCCCUCGCUCCUGCUGCAGAUGCAGGAACAGUCGCAGUCACUGUUCCAAGCACUGAUGCAGGGACUGCAGUGGCCACUGCUGCAGAAGCUUCUGGUGUGGCAGUGCUUCGUGCUGCAGCACCAACCCCCGCUGUAACAGGCACCACUGGUGUAACCCGAGUGCCUGCUGUAGCAGGAAUUGCAGGUGUAACCCGAGUGCCUGCUGUAGCAGGAAUUGCAGGUGUAGCCCGAGUGCCUGUUGUGACAGAAGCUUCUGGUGUGGCCGUGCUUCGUGCUGCAGCACCCCUCCCUGCUGUCACAACCACCGUUGAUGUUACAGGCGUUCCAGGCGUAACUGGGGCAGGCGUAACUGGGGCAGGUGUAACAGCGGCAGAUGUUACAGGUGCUCUAGGGGAAACAGGUGUCGUGAAUGUAACAGGCGUUCGGGGUGUUACAGGGGCAGGUGUUACCGCUGGCACGGAUGUGGAUCGUGCCUCUGGAACCAACGGUUGCUGCUUCGCUUGUGGGGGAGCCAAUGGCACCGACGAACGUGAUGAUGACGUGGCGGCCUGGCGGGCUGCAGAUGCCGGAGGCACCUGA
Messenger RNA from Closterium sp. Yama58-4, 1344 nucleotides. Lineage: Eukaryota; Viridiplantae; Streptophyta; Zygnematophyceae; Desmidiales; Closteriaceae. The record is from the annotation of a GenBank genome assembly.